Fusarium keratoplasticum is the source of this 675-nucleotide messenger RNA. RefSeq lists its product as uncharacterized. The coding region runs from base 1 to 675 and encodes 224 amino acids. The record is from RefSeq and is a predicted model, not a curated record. The transcript has a single exon. Lineage: Eukaryota; Fungi; Ascomycota; Sordariomycetes; Hypocreales; Nectriaceae.
AUGCGUCUGACGAGAUCUCGCAAGUGUCGUAUAGACACCUCGCUGGCAAAAACCAGCCAAGAAGCACCCACGUCAGACCCAAGCGAUAGCACCGACGCCUCAUCACCCGUCAUCGUCGUGCUCCCCAAGUCCCAAGAAGAAUCUCCCACUCAUAGUCCGGCGGAUUCCGCGCUCGCCAAGCAGCCCAUCGUCAACGGCAAUCCCAAGCUCCGGCGGCGUGCCCGCGGCAGCGGCGGAACAAAGUCUGACAAAGAUUCCUCCUCACUCAGCAGAGACCCCCUCUCCAAGAGACCACGUUCCAUUCCCGCCAAGAGACGAGUUCCUGGACUUUUGCAGCGCAUCAAGGAUCGCGCUGAUAUUGAGAUUUCUCGUGCCGAGGAUGCACAGGAGCGCGCUGAUCUGCAGAUUAAAUGGAAGAGGACCACGCCUACGCCUACCCCCAGUAUAGGCGGCGAAUCGCACGACAAGAUGGCUCAAGACACGCAGACCUGGCCUGAUCAGGUUGCCCUGCAGAUAAGACCGAGGGAGGACGCGGCGUACAAUGGAGACGUGGUGUAUCAGCGGAAAUCACAUGGUCCGCUGCUCGGAAAGCUGGCAUCACAGGGUUCAGUCAUAACGAUUGACGGAGAGGAUUACGUCGAGUAUCGGGUCCUGGCGAAGCUGCGAGCUGUUUAA